Molecule: messenger RNA, 933 nt
Organism: Aspergillus costaricaensis CBS 115574
Lineage: Eukaryota; Fungi; Ascomycota; Eurotiomycetes; Eurotiales; Aspergillaceae
Product: ribonuclease P Rpr2/Rpp21/SNM1 subunit
Exons: 2
Coding region: 1-774 (257 amino acids)
Biological process (GO): tRNA processing
Cellular component (GO): nucleolar ribonuclease P complex
Source: RefSeq, a predicted model, not a curated record
AUGGCUAAAGCCAAAGCAAAGGGCAAGAAAGAUUCUGCUGGUGGUGCGCACAGCCACAUUCGCGCACGGAUCGAUUAUCUCUACAACGCGGCCACCUUUCUACAAACAAUAGGGAAACCAUCCCCGCAAAAGCUGUCCGCCAGUCAACAAAACGAUCAAAUGGAUGAAGCAGAAGAUGGCGCCAAAUUGCAAGGAACGGAGCGCAUAGUACCGCAGAUGGUGGAACCUGAUGUUUCACCGGCAAAUGAGCCGACUAGUCCAUCGACGACACAGCGACUGCCUCAACUCUCUCGAGUCUAUAUGUCGCAAAUGCGCGGUGUCUCUCUCAAGUCACAGCUCCGACUACCCAUCGACGUCAAGAGGUCUUUCUGCAAGCGCUGCGACACGUUUCUGAUUCCUGGAGUAACCUGCACGCAGGACAUCAGAAACGCCAGCCGCGGCUGCAAGAAGCCAUGGGCGGAUGUUCUAGUUGUCUGUUGUUCUACGUGUGGGACGGAAAAGCGCUUCCCUCAAACGGACAAGCGGAGCAAGAAGUUGUCUGAGCGGCGGAAAGAAGCGCCCAAGGAGGAGCAAAAGGAUGAAGUGAUGGCGGUCUUUGGGACCGGAAACGAUAUCCACCGGUAUGAGGGGGCGAGGGCGAAGAGGCUUCUACGCAGCAAAACAACCUCCGUGUACCCUGGUGUAAACAUGUAUGGCACCACAAGUCGGGAGAUGGAUGAGCACUGGGCGCGCGCCACACGCAGCAGGUUCGAUAGUAUCUGGCGCAGGAGAUGAAAUGUCCGCCACAUAUCGACAAGGCCUUGGAGGCGCAGAAAUGCAUUGAGAAAUUCAACGAAAGAAGGACAAUAUAUUUACAUACAACACUUGCCGCUGAAGCUUCCACAUCCGGGUAUCCUCCUGGGCAUAUCAGGCGGUGACUGAUCAAAAGGGAAC